GCAGCAGAGAUCUCCUGUCUGGGCUGGCUUUCAUUCUCUUCUUCGCUGCUGUUUUCUUUCUAGAGCUUUCGGAACGGUCUAUGUAGCGACCGACGCUGCCACAGGAGGAGAGGUGGCCAUAAAGCAAGUGUAUCUCCAAAAACAGCUCAAAAAGGAACAAAUUGUCGAUGAGCUCAUUGUCAUGAGGGACAAUAAGCAUCCAAAUAUUGUUAACUAUUUAGACAGCUACCUGGUUGGAGAUAGACUUAUGAUUGUGAUGGAGUACCUAGACGGAGGCUCCUUAAGAUCUGUGGUUAAGGAAGUAAGCAUGAGUGAAGGACUGAUGGCAGCUGUCUCCCGGGAGUGCCUGCAAGCGCUGGCGUUCCUCCAUUGCCGCCAAGUGAUCCACAGGGAUCUCAAAGGCGAGAACAUUCUUCUUGGAAUGGAUGGAUCUGUCAAGUUGGCUGAUUUUGGUCUCGCUGCUCGCAUCACACCUGAGCAGAGCAAACGAAGCUCACUCGUUGGAACGGCACAUUGGAUGGCGCCCGAAUAUCUAAGUAAAGACGAAUACGGAGCCAAAGUGGAUAUUUGGGCACUGGGCAUCACGGUGAUAGAAAUGCUGGAAGGACAACCUCCUUAUUUUUGGGAGCCUCCUCACAGGGCCAUGGAGCUCAUCUUUUUCGAUGGGAUACCGGAGCUGCAAAACCACGAGAAACUGUCCCCUGCACUGCAGGACUUUCUGAACUGCUGCCUGCAGGCAGACGAGGACAGUCGAUGGUCUGCUGAGGAACUUCUGCAGCAUCCAUUUUUACUCUCAGCCACGCCCCUCUCCGGCCUGACGACCCUGAUCAAUGCAGCGGAGCAGCUGAGGGAGGCCAGCAGACAGGGUUUUGGGAUGCCUUCCUCCAGUUCCAGCGAUGGCUGA
This is a messenger RNA of Neopelma chrysocephalum (saffron-crested tyrant-manakin), 904 nucleotides long. Its product is annotated as serine/threonine-protein kinase PAK 3-like. The record is from RefSeq and is a predicted model, not a curated record. The annotation marks the transcript as partial. Gene Ontology annotation, cellular component: cytoplasm. The transcript is spliced from 7 exons. Gene Ontology annotation, biological process: protein phosphorylation; regulation of axonogenesis; intracellular signal transduction. Gene Ontology annotation, molecular function: ATP binding; protein serine/threonine kinase activity. Lineage: Eukaryota; Metazoa; Chordata; Aves; Passeriformes; Pipridae.